This is a messenger RNA of Acanthosepion pharaonis, 4917 nucleotides long. The record is from the annotation of a GenBank genome assembly. NCBI's taxonomy places the organism in Eukaryota, Metazoa, Mollusca, Cephalopoda, Sepiida, Sepiidae.
AUGUGUUCCGUUCGUAUUGGCAAUGCGCACCAAAGACUUUCUUUUGCUCUUACCUCCUUUUCUUCUUUUUCUUUCCUUCCUCUUUUCUUUGCCUUUUUUCUUUCCUUCCUCUUUUCUUUGCCUUUUUUCUUUCCUUCGUCUUUUCAUUGCCUUUUUUCUUUCCUUCAUCUUUUCAUUGCCUUUUUUCUUUCCUUUCUCUUUUCUUUGCCUUUUUUUCCUUUCUCUUUUCUUUGCCUUUUUUCUUUCCUUCAUCUUUUCUUUGCCUUUUUUCUUUCCUUCAUCUUUUCAUUGCCUUUUUUCUUUCCUUUCUCUUUCCUUUUUAUUUCUUUCCUUCCUUUUUCUUUUGCCUUUUUUCUUUCCUUCAUUUUUCUUCUUUUUUUCUUUUCCUUUUUUUUUCUUUCCCUUCAUCUUUUCUUUGCCUUUUUUUUUCCUUCAUCUUUUCUUUGCCUUUUUUUUUUUCCCUUUUUUUUUUUUUCUUUGCAUUUUUUUUACCUUUCCUUCAUCUUUUUCUUUUUUUUUCUUUCCUUUCUCUUUUCUUUGCCUUUUUUCUUUCCUUCAUCUUUUCUUUGCCUUUUUUCUUUCCUUCAUCUUUUCAUUGCCUUUUUUCUUUCCUUCCUCUUUUCAUUGCCUUUUUUCUUUCCUUUCUUUUCUUUUUUUUUUUCCUUUCUCUUUUUCUUUUUUUUUUUCUUUUCUUCUUUUCUUUUGCCUUUUUUUUCCUUCUUCUUUUGUUUUUCUUUUUUUCUUUCCUUCCUUUCAUUUUUUUUUUUCCUUUUUUUUCCCUUUUUCCUUUUUUUUUUCCUUUCUUUUUUUUUCUUUUUUCCUUUCUUUUUCUUUUUUUUUUCUUUCCUUCAUCUUUUCUUUGCCUUUUUUCUUUCCUUCAUCUUUUCAUUGCCUUUUUUCUUUCCUUCCUCUUUUCAUUGCCUUUUUUCUUUCCUUUCUCUUUUCUUUGCCUUUUUUUCCUUUCUCUUUUCUUUGCCUUUUUUCUUUCCUUUCUCUUUUCAUUGCCUUUUUUCUUUCCUUUCUCUUUUCUUUGCCUUUUUUCUUUCCUUCCCUCUUUUCAUUGCCUUUUUUUCUUUCCUUUCUCUUUUUUUGCCUUUUUUUUCCUUUCUCUUUUUAUUUGCCUUUUUUUCCUUUUCAUCUUUUUUCUUUGCCUUUUUUUCUUCAUCAUCUUUCAUUGCCUUUUUUUUUCUUUUCUUCCUUUUUCAUUGCCUUUUUUUUUUCUUUUUCUUUUCUUUUUUUUUUUUUUUUUCCUUUCUCUUUUCUUUGCCUUUUUUUCUUUCCUUCCUCUUUUUUUUGCUUUUUUUUUUUCUUUUCUUCUUUUGUUUGCCUUUUUUUCUUUCCUUCCUCUUUUCAUUGCCUUUUUUCUUUCCUUUCUCUUUCCUUUGCCUUUUUUUGCUUUUCUUUUGCUUUUUUUUUUUCCUUUCUCUUUUCUUUUUUUUUUCUUUCCUUCAUCUUUUUCUUUGCCUUUUUUUUUUUUCAUCUUUUCAUUGCCUUUUUUUCUUUCCUUCCUCUUUUUCAUUGCCUUUUUUCUUUUUCCUUUCUUUCUUUCCUUUGCCUUUUUUUUUCUUUCCUUUCUCUUUUCUUUUUUUUUUCUUUCAUCUUUUUCUUUUUUAUUUUUUUUUUCCUUCAUCUUUCAUUGCCUUUUUUUCUUUCCUUCCUUUUUCUUUGCCUUUUUUUUCUUUUUCUUUUCCUUUCUUUUUUUUCUUUUCUUUCUUUUUCUUUCCUUUUUUUUCUUUUCUUUUCCUUUUUUUUUUUUCCUUCCUUUUCAUUGCCUUUUUUCUUUCCUUUCUUUUCCUUUGCCUUUUUCUUUCCUUUCUCUUUUUGCCUUUUUUCUUUCCUUUUUUUCUUUGCCUUUUUCUUUCCUUCAUCUAUUCAUUGCCUUUUUUUCUUUCCUUCCUCUUUUUUUGCCUUUUUUUUUCCUUCAUCUUUUUCUUUGCCUUUUUUUUUCCUUCAUCUAUUCAUUGCCUUUUUUUUCUUUCCUUCCUCUUUUUCAUUGACUUUUUCUUUCCUUUUUCUUUUUUUGCCUUUUUUCCUUUCUCUUUUUCUUUUUUUUUUUUUUCCUUUUUCCUUUUUUUUUUAUUCCUUCAUCUUUUCAUUGCCUUUUUUUUUCCUUUCUCUUUCCUUUUUUUUUUCCUUUUUUUUCAUUGCCUUUUUUCUUUCCUUCAUCUUUUUCAUUGCCUUUUUUUUUCCUUCAUCUUUUCUUUGCCUUUUUUCUUUCCUUCAUCUUAUCUCUCCUUUUUUCUUUCCUUCAUCUAUCUUUCCCUUAUAUCUCUCCUUCACCUUUUUUCUUCAUAUUUUUCUUUUCUUCAUCUUUUUCAUCUUUUUUCUUUCUUUCAUCUUAUCUCUUCCUUUUUUCUUUCAUCUUUUAUAUUUCUUUUUCCUUCAUCUUUUAAAUUCUUUAUCCUUCAUCUUUUCUCUUCCCUUUUUUUUCAUAUUUUCUCUUCCUUCUUUCUUUCUUUCAGUUUCUCUCUCUUUUUUCUUUCCUUCAGCUUCUUUCUUCUUUUUUCUUUUCAUUCACCCUCUCUCUUUUUUCCUUUAGCUUUUCUCUUCUUUUUUUCUUUCCUUCAGUUCCUCUCUUCUUUUUUCUUUCCUUCAGCUUCUCUCCUCCUUUUUUCUUUCCUUGAUCUUUUAUAUUUCUUUUUUCCUUCAUCUUUUAUAUUCCUUUUUCCUUCAUCUUUUCUCUUCGUUUUUCAUUCAUCUUUUCACUUCCUUUUUUCUUUCUUUCAGCUUCUCUCUUCUUUUUUCUUUCCUUUCUGCUUUCUUCAUUUUGUAUUUUCUCUCUCUCUCUCUCUCUCCCUCUCUUUCUCUUUCUCCCUCUAUUAUGGGAUUUACCUUUAUUUUUUAUACUCAUUCCAUGUGAUUGAUUUCUUUCUUUCUCUUAUUGAUUCAUUCACUCUUUUUGUUAGUCCUCUAUAUUUAAGAUUGUUUCUUUCAUUUUUUAUUGAAUAUUUCAUUUUUUUCUUCACACGUUUAACUUUCUUCGUAUCUUUCUUUCUUUCUUUUUUUAAUAUCUGCUUUUUAUCACAUUUUUCGAUGCUUGUUUUUAUUCUUUUUUUAUCUUUCCUUUUUUCUUUCUUUCUUUAUCCUUCUCACACUCUUCUCUGUUUAACAUUCUUUCUUUCUUUCAUUCUUUCUUUCUUUUUUCUUUCAUAUUAUCUUUCUUUCAUUCUUUCUUUCUUUUUUUUUUCAUAUCUUUCUUUCAUUCUUUCUUUCUUUUUUCUUUCAUAUUAUCUUUCUUUCAUUCUUUCUUUCUUUUUUCUUUCAUAUUAUCUUUCUUUCAUUCUUUCUUUUUCAUUUAUCUUUUACUUUUAUCUUUUUUUCAUCUUUUUUCCCAUUCACUUUUUUUUUUUCUUUUGUUUCAUUCUUUCUUUCAGUUUGUUGUCACAAAUAAGAGGCUCCUUUCAUUCAUUCUCAGAUUAUUACAUUUCAUUCUUUCUUUUCAUUUCUGAUUACACAGAUUCCCAUUUUGUCAUUUCAUUCUUUUCUUAUUUGGUGGAUUCCCAUUUCUUUCAUCCAAUUCUUUUGUUCAUUCUUUUUGGUGGGUCAUUCUUUGUUUCUUUUUUUCUUUUCAUAUUAUCUUUCUUUGACAUUCUUCAUCCAAUUCUAUUUUUUCAUAUUUGGUGGGUUUUUUCAUUCUUUCUUUUCUUUUUUCUGAUUACACAUAUUCCCCAUUUCUUUCAUUCCAAUUCUAUUGUUUUUUAUUUGGUUCAUUUGCAGUUUGUUGUUUUCUUUUCAUAUUAUCUGAUUACACAGAUUCCCAUGACACCGUCCCUUUUCAUAUUAUCUGAUUACUUUCCCAUUUUUUUUCCAAUUCUAUUGUUCUUCAUUUUGGUGGGUUUGCAGUUUGUUGUCACAAAUAAGAGGCCUUUUUCUUAUUAUCUUUUUUUUCAUGACACUGUUCUUUUCCAAUUCUUUUGUUUUUUUUUUGGGUCAGAAGGAUUGCAGUUUGUUGUCACAAAUAAGAGGCUUUUUCAUAUUGAUUACUUUCCCAUGACACUUUUUCAUUCUAUUUUUCUCAUUUUGGUGGGUCAUUGCAGUUUGUUUCACAAAUUUUUUUCUGAUUCUUUCUUUUUCUUUUUUUCUUUCAUUUUUUAUCUUUCAUUCCCAUUCUUUUAUUGUUUUUCUUUUGAGGCUUUCUUUUCAUUUUUUUACUUUCCCAUGAUUAUCUUUCUUUUCAUUCUUUCUUUUCAUUUAUCUUUUUUUUUUUUUCUUUCAUUUUUUCUUUCUUUUUUGUUUUCAAAUAAGAGGCUCCUUUCGUAUUAUUUUCCCAUUCUUUCAUCCAAUUCUUUGUUUUCAUAUUUGGUCUUUCAGUUUGUUGUCACAAAUUUCUUUUCAUAUUAUCUUUACACAGAUUCCCUUUCACCGUGUUGUCAUCCAAUUCUAUUGUUUCAUAUUUGGUUUCAGAAGGAUUGCUUUGUUGUCUUUAAGAGGUCUUUUUCAUAUUAUCUUUACUUUCAUUCCCAUCUUUCUUUUUUUCAUCCAAUUUAUCUUUUUUUCAUUUUUCUUUCUUUUUUGUUGUCACAAAUAAGAGGCUUUCUUUUCAUUUAUCUGAUUACACAGAUUCCUUUUCACCUUUCAUCAUCAUCCAAUUCUAUUUUUUUUAUUUGGUUUCUUUCAUUGCAGUUUGUUUCACAAAUAAGAGGCUUCUUUUCAUAUUAUCUUUCUUUCAUUCUUUCUUUCUUUUUUCAUCCAAUUUGUCUUAUUUUUGACACCGUUCCAAUUUUUCUUUCUUUAUUUUUUUCAUUUUUCAUAUUAUCUGAUUUUCCCAUGACACCGUGUUUCUCAUCCAAUUCUUUCUUUCUUUUUCAUAUUUUUCAUAUUAUCUUUUUUUCAUUCCCAUCUUUCUUUCAUUUUGUUUUUCAUAUUUGGUGGGUCAUCUUUCUUUCAUUCUUUCUUUUUUUUUUUUUCAUUAUUUGA